GUUUGACGCGUCGUACGGGCGCGUUUGACGCGGCGGUUGGCGUCAACACCGGUCGCGACCAGUGCAUCGCGUCAACCGCCAGCGUCAAGAUGUCAAAAAAGUUUAUAUUUUCCUCUGAGGAGGACGAAAUUUUGAUAAAUUUUGUUCAAAAAAACAAAGUUUUAUACGAUUGUUCUCAUCCCAAAAAUAAGGAUAUAUUUUUCAAAGAUACACUCUGGAAAAGUCUAUCAGAAGAGCUCAAUAGAACUGUUGAAGAUAUAAAGAAGAGAUGGAAAAACAUCCGUGACACUUUCAUUAAAUUAAGAAAAAAAUUGCCAACGGGAUCUGCCAAUUUAGAAAGAAAUAAAUGGCCCUUAAUGCCCUACUUGUCAUUUUUAAACACGGUUGAAUAUGAGAGAAAUUCUAUUACAAAUAUUGCACCACCUGCAGAAGUUGAACAACAGAAUACAUCAAAUGCCCUAGAAAAUAUUAAUGAUUCGUUUAAUGAUCAAAAUGAGAAAACAUCUGAGAUCACAAACAGGGAACAGGAAGAUCAUAUUUUAUCUGAGUCAUCAUCACCACUACCUGAAGGUAAAAAACGAUCUAGAAAUGAUAAGAUGUCGAUGAUAAUAGCUAAAAGAUCGAAAGAGAGAAAUGAACUUUUGUCAAAAAUUGAAGCGCAAAAUAACUUAUUAGCAUCACAGAUAAGCCAAGAAGAGGAUGAUGUUGAUAUAUUUUUUAAAAGCAUUGCCAUGAACAUUAAAAAAUUAUCAAGACAAGCUAUAAACGAAGCAAAAAUCAAAACACUGACAUUGGUAAAUCAGUUGGAAAACAAUUACUCGGUUAUACCUAAUAAUGCACAGCCGCAAAAUGCUUCGUUUUAUAGAGCAACUGCAGAUUAUAUUAAUUCUUCGCCUAUAGAUACGUAUACAUCACAGUCUUCAUCAUUGUCUGGAUCCUAUGAAGUCCCUAGUAAUUCUCGCAGAUUAAUGCCGCUUAACUAUGAUAGCGAUGAAUAUUAACUUCUGUUGUUUUUAUAAUGUAUUUUAUGAAUAAUU
Myzus persicae (green peach aphid) is the source of this 1037-nucleotide messenger RNA. RefSeq names its product transcription factor Adf-1-like. Gene Ontology annotation, cellular component: nucleus; transcription regulator complex. The transcript has 3 exons. The record is from RefSeq and is a predicted model, not a curated record. Lineage: Eukaryota; Metazoa; Arthropoda; Insecta; Hemiptera; Aphididae. Gene Ontology annotation, biological process: regulation of transcription by RNA polymerase II. Bases 90 to 1001 code for a protein of 303 amino acids.